This is a messenger RNA of Plectropomus leopardus (leopard coralgrouper), 2289 nucleotides long. NCBI's taxonomy places the organism in Eukaryota, Metazoa, Chordata, Actinopteri, Perciformes, Serranidae. The record is from RefSeq and is a predicted model, not a curated record.
GAACCAGACAGGAACUCACAUCCAGAUACACAUUUACAACCAGUAAGUGAAGACGAAUGUCUAGACUCCUCUGAGACCGAAGAAGACUGGAGGGAACAUGACGGAAAACCGUUUCGCUGCUCUGUGUGUGCAAAGAAAUUUAAACACAGGGGAAAUCUAAAUAUACACAUGAGAACUCACACAGGAGUGAAGCCCUUCAGCUGCUCUCUGUGCAGUAAAAGGUUUACUCAAAAAGCCGGUCUGGACUACCACAUGAGAACUCACACAGGAGAGAAGCCGUUCAGUUGCUCGAUUUGUGGUAAAACAUUUCGACACAAAGGAGCUGUUACGUACCAUAUGGUGACUCACACGGGGGUGAAACCGUUCAGCUGCAGCAUGUGCGGCAAAAGAUUCAGGGGAACGUCACAAGUCAAAGCCCACAGGUGUAUCGCUGAACGCCGUCACAGAGGCGAUAAAGUCAAGAAACCGCUGAGCUGCUCUGAAUGUGACGCAACCUUUCCCAACAACUACCUGCUGGUGACCCACAUGAGGAUGCACAAAGGAAAAACGCUGUUCACCUGCUCUAUUUGUGGUCAGAAACGGCAGUACAGUUCACACCUGGAGAUACACAUGAGAACCCACACUGGAGAGAAACCGUUCAGCUGCUCUGUCUGCGGCAAAACAUUUUCUCAAAGAGGAAUCAUGUCGCAGCACAUGGCCGUCCACUCAGGCGUGAAACCCUUCAGCUGCAGCGUCUGUGGCAGAAGGUUUUAUUGGCACUUUCAGAUCAAAAAACACAAGUGUGUCGGUGAGUCCUUGCAGCGAAGAAGAGCUGGCUUUAACGAAGAGGACCGUAGAGGACCAGAGCCAGCCAGCUCAGAUCCUGAUAAAAAUGUACAACCAGACACUGAUAAAAACAUUGAAGCAUCUUCUGAAACUGAUGACACUGUUGACAUUGACUUUUGGAAAGAGACCAGACAACAUCAGUCAGGGUUCACUUAUGGGAGAAAUAAAAAAAAUUCUGUAGGUGAAGAUAAUAAGACUAGCUUCUCUGAUAACAAGGCUGAACCUGAACCCAGUGGUGUUGAUGUUAAUCUCUGCAAACAGCCUCAGUCAUGUCAUCUGAAACCUGAGGAAGUCUCUGUGAGUGAAACAGGAAAUAACAACACUGACAAGACACCGCUCAGCUGCUCUGAGUUGAAUGAAAAAUCAGAAGGCCACACUCUGCCCAAACACAAGAAUUCUCACCUAGGAGAGAAAGCGUUUAGAUGCUUAAGUUGUGGGAAAGGCUUUGCGACAGGAGGACUCCUGACGAGGCACAUAUCUGUCCACACAGGAGAGAAACUACUCAGCUGCAUUGUAUGUGAGAAAAUUUUCACUUUGGAGUCACAACUCGUAAACCAUCAGUGCUCUGCUGCAUCCUCGCUGCCUCACACCGCCAACACAUUACAGGUCAGCUCCCCAUGUGGUAAAGGGUUAAACCGUAAGCACCAGCUGCAGGUUCCCAUACGAAUUCACACUGGACUGAAACCAUUUGGUUGCUCUGUUUGUGAAAGAACUUUUACCAAGCGUGAAAGCUUACGUUCUCACAUGACAUGUCACACAGGAGAGAAAGCUUUCAGCUGUUCAGUGUGUAACGCAUGUUUUAGCGAUAGUGAGGCUCUAGUUCAACACAUGAGGAUCCACACAAGACAAACACAGUUCAGUUGUCCAGUUUGUGGCAAAGAAUUUGCAUGGAGAAGAUAUCUGACUAAACACAUGGAGGUCCACACACAGGAGAGAAUCUACAGCUGCAGAUAUUGUGACCAAAACUUUCUUUGGCAUUAUCAGCUGAGAUACCAUAAAUGUGUCUGUCGUCAGUCCUCACAGCUUCACCAGAGUCAAACGGAGGAGAACAGAGAGGCAGAGCCUCCAGCCAGCAGCUCACUUGAACAGAUGGAAGCUGAUGGAGAGGACUGUGGAGGACCAGAACCAGACAGGAACCCACAUCCAGAUUUACAACUGGUUACUGAGGACAAGAAUGGAGACUCUUCUGAGACCAAGACUGAUGACAGUGAUGAUUGGAAAAAGACCAGUGGACGUCUGAAACAAAAACUUUUGCAGAAUGAAGAAACAUUUAACAACAAUCACCUUCUGAAGAUUGAAAGAGGAAAUCACACAGGAGAGAAACAGUUCACAGAUGGAGAAAGUCUCAGACAACACUGGGUGGUCCAUACAGGGGAGCACAGGGGGACAAAGCAAGAGGACCCAGAGCUCCCACAAACUAAAGAGAAGCAGGAGGACCCAGAGCCCCCACACAUUAAAGAGGAC